CAGAGGGGGAACUCCCGAUGAUUCAGCCCUCCCGAGGUGGCACGGUCCCACCCCGAGAUCCCAGAUUUCUGCUUUGUUAUAGCAGGCCUGUGUCAACUGUGGGAGGUUCCCCGUCCCCCUCUCUGGCACCAGGAUCAUGGCCUCCAUCAAUGAGCUCCCUGAGAAUGUCCUCCUGGAGCUGUUCUCCCUGAUUCCAGCUCGGGAGCUCAUCAGGCGCUGCAGGCCAGUCUGCAGCCUGUGGCGGGACCUCAUCGACCUGGUGUCCCUGUGGAAACGCAAGUGCCAGAGAGAGGGCUUCAUCUCCGAGAACUGGGACCAACCUGUAGCCGACUGGAAAGUCUUUUACUUCCUUUGUAGCCUCCGGAAGAACCUGAUCCGCAACCCCUGCGCUGAAGAGGGAUUAGGACACUGGAGACUCGACAGGAAUGAAGGAGAUAAAUGGAAAGUGGAAGAUGUUCCUGGAGCCCAUGGGAGAGAGUUUCCAGACUCCAGAGUCAAAAAAUACUUUGUCACCUCCUAUCAAACCUGCCUCAAGUCUCAAAUGGUGAACCUGAAAGCCGAGGGGUAUUGGGAAGAACUGAUGGACACAGUGAGGCCGGACAUCGUGAUCAAGGACUGGUUUGCCGCCAGGUACGACUGCGGCUGCCGCUACCAGAUUUGUGUGCAGCUGUUAUCGGCCGAUUUCAUCGUCCUGGAUGUGUUCGAGCCCCCGCCGGUGGUGGUCGAGCAAUGGAGUGACUGCGAGUGGAGAGAGGUCUCCCACACAUUCUCCAACUACCCCCCCGGAGUCCGUCACGUCCGCUUCCAGCACGGGGGUGAGGACACUCAGUACUGGGCGGGGUGGUACGGCCCCCGCGUCACCAACAGCAGCAUCACCCUUGGCCCCGAGGUGACCGGGCGGCGGAGCAAAGAGAGGGAGACGCAGACGGAAUGAAAGUGGCCACGUGUGUUCCGAGGGACCCAAGGACAGCAGAGCGCCGGGCCAUGGCUUCUCUCCGCCCUCUCCUGGGGAUUCCUUCCUAGAGGUCAAAGGCUGGGCGGUGCAGAACCAGAGCCGGCGGAGGGAGCUGGUCCUGCCUGCUCUGCUGAACAAUGGAGUAAGAGCACUUGAAGCCAGGGAUGCCAUUCGAGGCCAGGAGGGGCCCGUGACGGCGACCAAAGGCCAGUUCUGCGUUCGCUGGGCAGGCCGGCUUCAGCUGCUCUUAUGGGCCCUCUCCUCCACGUACAACUGCAUCUGUUAGAAGAAACCAUACCGGGGGGAUGACGAUUAAAGGUCUUGUUUCCAGGGCCCUCUAAGGCUUUCCAGAGACCUAUUAUUACUCCCCACUUCACAGAAGGGAACACCGAGGCUCCAAAGAUGGGGCUUUCCUCGGGUUGCACAAUCACUAAGUAGAAAAGGAAUGUUCUAUUUGGUUCCAGAGAGCGAGGUUAAAAGGAGAAGGUUCAGAAGCAAAUUGGGCCUGAUGUCAGGGAAAAUAGCCUAACCCUGGAGACCACCAAAGCUGGCACAAGCUGCCUGGGGAGACCAUGAGCUCCCCUUGGCACUCUUUAAGCAAGGCCUCUCACUUCCCCGAGGAGGGAAAGGCUGGCUUCUGUGAUUCUACAAAGAUAAACGCUCUCCCUCAGAAGGGCGAGUGGUCAGAGGACAUGAGGAGAGUUUAAAAUAAUAUUGUUCUUCCUAAGCCUUCAGCCAAAACUGCUUAGGAGGUCUUCUGGGGCUGCCCUUAGUCAGUGCUGAUCACAGCUCCUGGGCCCGUCAAGCACUCAAGUUCUGUUUGUUUUUUAAAGCUCUUAUUCUGUCCUAGAAUUAAUACGAAGUGCCAGAAGAGCAGGAAGGGGUGGGCAAUGGAGGUUAGGUGACUUGCCCAAGGUCACACAGUAUAAGUUUGAGCAAGCCUACAUUUUGGAAUUGACAGGGUUACCCCUGAUGGUCAUGCCGGGGCUAAGUAGUUAGAAGAAAGGGUUCUUUAUAGGGGGGAACAAGUUGUUCGUGCCGAGUAGUACCCACAGAAACCUCCCCGAUCCCCAACUGGGUCCUGUUUCAAAAUGGAUAACUGCUUUCUUUCCCCUCGCUACCCACUCGUUCUGCUCCCUCCCAACUCAAUUACACGGAUCUGACUGAAUGGCAACUCACCAGGGUUUAUUCAAGAACGAAUAAAUUAAGGGAUGAGGGAAGAGGGUGUCAGGAAAAGGGGGUGUAGGUGGUUCCCUGAAAUCCCUCUUAUCAGUCCUUCACUGGAUAGGCUAGUAACAGAUAAUUUCUGUAUUCCCCAAAGUCCAGUUUCUCUGACCUAAUCCCCAAGUAUUUCUCUUGAACCUAUAAUUAUAGCUAAGUCAUGAGGGAAUGCAAUAAGGCAAUGUUCAAGGCAAGAUCUGUGAGCCCCCGGGGGGCCGGCUCCCUGCCAAAGUCCAGACCCCCUUGGCCAAAAGUGAAGAAAUGGCUGUUCCAUAUUCUCCACUGGGUUAAGGAAUCGAUGAAGACCAACUGGCAGAAUUAGUCUUCACUGACGUCCCCGGGAAACUCUUGAGGUUAGCUUUUUAGGUGCUGCAGCCCCCAAAUCCACCUCCCUCUUGGGCUGUGCCCCCAGCUAGCCUGAGAGAAAAGCCGUUGGUCUCUUCCCAGAAGGCUUUGCACUCAGCCCAACUGGCACGCUUUUCCCUCCUCAGCGUUCCAUCUGUCAAUUCCAAAAUGUCGGCUUGCUCGACCUC
Gracilinanus agilis (Agile Gracile Mouse Opossum) is the source of this 2709-nucleotide messenger RNA. Its product is annotated as F-box only protein 6-like. NCBI's taxonomy places the organism in Eukaryota, Metazoa, Chordata, Mammalia, Didelphimorphia, Didelphidae. Gene Ontology annotation, biological process: glycoprotein catabolic process; SCF-dependent proteasomal ubiquitin-dependent protein catabolic process. Gene Ontology annotation, molecular function: protein binding; ubiquitin protein ligase activity. The record is from RefSeq and is a predicted model, not a curated record. The transcript has 7 exons. The coding region runs from base 137 to 934 and encodes 265 amino acids. Gene Ontology annotation, cellular component: cytoplasm; SCF ubiquitin ligase complex.